Triticum aestivum (bread wheat) is the source of this 1268-nucleotide messenger RNA. Its product is annotated as GDSL esterase/lipase At3g48460-like. Gene Ontology annotation, molecular function: lipase activity. Bases 31 to 1197 code for a protein of 388 amino acids. Lineage: Eukaryota; Viridiplantae; Streptophyta; Magnoliopsida; Poales; Poaceae. The transcript has 2 exons. Gene Ontology annotation, biological process: lipid metabolic process. The record is from RefSeq and is a predicted model, not a curated record.
GCAAGCUAGUUGAGCGGCAUCCAGCUCGCUAUGGCCGUGUCCUCCGCUGCUCGCCGCCUCCUCCUCGUCGUCACCGUGACCGUCGUCUCCGUCGCGGCCGCGGCGCCAUCCUCGCCGGGGCCGUUCCGGACGCUGUACGCCUUCGGCGACUCGUUGACGGACACGGGCAACACGCACUCCACAACGGGGCCAUACUCCUUCGGCGUGUCCCACCCACCGUACGGCGCCACCUUCUUCCACCGCCCCACCAACCGCUACUCCGACGGCCGCCUCGUCGUCGACUUCCUCGCCACCGACUUCGUUGCCCUCCCCUCCUUCCUCCCGCCUUACCUCUCUACCCUCUCCCGCAACGCCAACGCCACCAAAGCCAGCUACUCUGGCGUCAACUUUGCGGUGGCCGGCGCGACGGCCAUCGAGCACGAGUUCUUCGUCAGGCAGAACCUCAGCGCCAACAUCACGCCGCAGUCCAUCAUGACGCAGCUCGGCUGGUUCGACGCGCACUUCAAGGCGCGGCGGGCCAGCGGCGGCGGCAAGGACGGGGGCGUCGGCGAUGCGUUGUUCUGGGUGGGCGAGAUCGGCGCCAACGACUACGGGUACAAUUUCAUGGCCCCCGACGCCCUCCCGUCAGAGCGCAUCCGGAGCAUGGCCAUCGAUAGGAUCACCACCUUCCUCGAGGGGCUGCUGAACAGAGGGGCCGGGUAUGUGGUGGUGCAGGGGAUGCCGCUGACGGGAUGCUUGCCGUUGACGAUGACGCUGUCGCGGUCGGGGGACCGGGACAACCUCAGCUGCGUGGCGUCCGUCAACCAGCAGAGCCUCGACCACAACCACCACCUCCAGGCGGCGCUCCACCGGCUCCGGCGUAGCCACCCGGACGCCAUCAUCGCCUACGCCGACUAUCACGCCGCGCACCUCGCCGUGGUGCGCAGCCCGGCCAGGUACGGCUUCGCGGAGCCCUUCAAGGCCUGCUGCGGCACAGGCGGCGGCGCCUACAACUUUGAGAUCUUCGCCACCUGCGGCUCGCCGGAGGUCGCCACCGCCUGCGCCCAGCCCGCCAGGUACGUCAACUGGGACGGGGUGCACAUGACCGAGGCCAUGUACAAGGUCGUCGCCGGCAUGUUCUUCCACGACGCCACCGGGGCGUACUGCCGGCCCACCUUUGGCUCCCUGCUGGCCGCCAGGAAAGGCCAGGGCAAGUGAGCGCCAACGUCAUCGUCAUCAUCAGCUUAGCAUGCACCAGUCUGAUAGCCAUUGUAAUUCGGUUGAAUUGU